Jaculus jaculus (lesser Egyptian jerboa) is the source of this 632-nucleotide messenger RNA. It is a transcript of the gene Rnaseh2c, whose product is annotated as ribonuclease H2 subunit C. NCBI's taxonomy places the organism in Eukaryota, Metazoa, Chordata, Mammalia, Rodentia, Dipodidae. Gene Ontology annotation, cellular component: ribonuclease H2 complex. The coding region runs from base 41 to 535 and encodes 164 amino acids. Gene Ontology annotation, biological process: RNA catabolic process. The record is from RefSeq and is a predicted model, not a curated record. The transcript has 4 exons.
UCCGCGCUUUCUGCCCGCCAGCUUUGGCGUGAGCGGGAGGAUGGAGAGCGGCGGAGAGGAGCCGCUCGAGAAGCAGCGCGUUCACCUGCGCCCAGCCUCGCUGCGGGACGCCGCCCCCGCCACGCUGCAUCUCCUGCCCUGCGAGGUCCUGGUGAGCAGGCCCGCCCCCGUGGAGCGCUUCUUCACGCCCGCCAUUCGCCAGGGUGGCGACGGACUCCAGGUGUCGUUUCGGGGCCGCAGUCUACGGGGCGAGGAGGUGGCCGUGCCGCCCGGCCUCGCGGGAUACGUGAUGGUCACGGAGAAAGGAGAAGGGCUGAUGGGGAAGCAGAACUCCUCGGGGCGUUCGGAGAACGUCGAAGAGGAGCAGGAGUCUCUAGAACGGGACUUCGAUCGCUUUAUCAGAGCCACCGGCAGUUUCAGCCGCUUCACCCUGUGGGGCCUGGAGUCCAUCCCUGGCCCGGAUGCCAAAGUGCAUGGGGCUCUGGCUUGGCCCAGCCUUGCUGCAGCGAUUCACAAGCAAGUGCCUGAGGACUGAGAACCAAAGCAUGGAAAUAAAAGCCAUAGAUCAUGCCACACCAGCCCACUAACAACAAGGUCACUUUGGAGCCCCAAUAAACGAAGUCUUCACAGCA